AGCGCUGAUGGUACGGUGGACGGAAUGUUUUGGUUGUAAAUACGAAGUAUGUUGCGACCACAAAUCGUGCGAUUGCUUCCGUAGAUUUGGCGUGGUCGUAGAUUGCCUGUCACGCCGCAUCCUACCGCAAACAUCUGAGCGAGAUGCCCCGUUCUUGUGACGUCUUGGGUUGCCCGAACGGUGCAGGCAACUCUGCUGUAUCGUAUCACGUAGUGCCGCGGGAUGAACCAAGACGUUCCGAAUGGCUUGCUGCCGUACCCAUGCGAAAGCGCGAGGGACGAGCGCGGCCUAAGUUGAUGGUGUGCUCGCUGCACUUCUCUCCUUGUGAUUACGUCUACGAUCCCACCCUGAGAGUGUUGCUGGGUUGCAACCAAAGGCCGGCGCUUUCCCGCACGGCUGUUCCUACGAUCGCGCCUUUGACACGCCAAGAGCUAGCCUUGUUGCAGCAGAUCGGAAGUGUUGACACGGCUAACAACGCCAGCUCAAACCCCUUUGGUGAUGACGGCUGCAACACGCACAUUGAAGAAGAUGCGGACGUACUGCCAGUGGUCAUCAAUCUUGUCGAGGGCCAGCCUUCGUCAUCAUGGUUGCAAAUGGAUGAACUCAUCAGGGCAGACAGCUGGGAUCCACCAAGUGGAGCAAUGCCUGCUGACUCAAGUGAAUGCAUGAGGUCCUCCCCACAUGAGAACUUCAAUGGGAGUGUCAGAAACACAGUGGCAGUGUCACCUAAACACAUAGAGCUUAGCUUACCGGUCUUGCCACUGGACGUCAAUAUUGUCGAAGGCCAGCCCUCAUCAUUGUGGUUGAAAAAUGAAGGAGUUACCAAGGCAGACAACUGGUGUUCCCCAAAUGGAAAGACAUCGGCCUUUGCUGCUGACAGCAGAAGAAAAGAGACACAAGAACACCCUCAACUGAAUGUCAACAAAACAAGCAAAAUAUGUCAUCGCGGUGUUGGACACAACAAAAUGGUACAGGUUUGCAUCCGUGGAAAGAGCACUGGGGCUCAGGUGAAUAUGAUUAUGAAGGAUAUUAUGAGUCAGGGUCUGCAAACUGAUAUUUCUGACAUGACGAUGUUGACAUCAGCAUCAACUCAAACAUAGUGAUGUACCUCUGAAGAGGGUGGGACCAGCAGGCUUGGCCUGACACCCUAAAAACAUGAUGCAAAGGCUUUAACAUACAGGCUUUGAGAUGUCACACCUCGGGUUGCUCCACAGAUGCAACUACUGGAUGACAGCUAAUCCUACAUGGCCUGUACCCCUCCACAUUCUGGUGCAGUAAAUCAUUUUAGGCUCAGGCAUGGAUUGCAGCUAGAAUCGGAAGUGCGAUGGACACGUCCGCAAGUUGUGAAGUCAGCCUUCUGUCAGAAUGAAUCUGAAGGGCAACAUCAACACAGCCACUGUAUUGGUGCUCCCUGGACUGCCAUUGUUGUCUUCAACUGGCAGAAAACCUACCUUCUUACCGCUAUGAGUGUGCCACUAACUGCUGUCCCGGCAAAUGGACACAGGAGCAUGCAUCAGGUCUUCUGAUUGCUGCAAGGCAACAAUACCUGAGACAGUAUCACACUGAGCUGCAUCAAAUGGCGCAUCGAAGAUGGCCGGUCGUUUAAAUGAAGACGGCAUGCCAGAAUUUGCAAUAACCAGUAGCACUUUGUCGAUGUUUUCAUCCCUCCCAAGAUGAUGCAAACUUAUUUGUGCGUGACCACAGUGGUGAUGAAGAUAGUGACCAAGAAAGAAGACAGUCAAUGUCAGAAUCAAAGAGAAAUAAAGUAAGAUGGCUGUCA
Dermacentor silvarum is the source of this 1780-nucleotide messenger RNA. RefSeq lists its product as uncharacterized. Lineage: Eukaryota; Metazoa; Arthropoda; Arachnida; Ixodida; Ixodidae. Gene Ontology annotation, molecular function: sequence-specific DNA binding. The record is from RefSeq and is a predicted model, not a curated record. The coding region runs from base 144 to 1100 and encodes 318 amino acids. The transcript is spliced from 8 exons.